Molecule: messenger RNA, 540 nt
Organism: Entrophospora sp. SA101
Lineage: Eukaryota; Fungi; Glomeromycota; Glomeromycetes; Entrophosporales; Entrophosporaceae
Source: the annotation of a GenBank genome assembly
AUGGCGUCAACUUCUUCAACUUCUUCUGCAACAUUAAAAACCAAUAUAGAAAGGACAAGGAUAGAUCCUAAAGAGCGUUUACUCACCAUAACAUUAAUAGGAGCAGUAUGGGGACUAUUUUUUGGAGGAUAUGAAGGAGCUAAAUUUAGUGGGUUACAAUAUUUAGCAGAACGUGUUCAUAAAUUACCCAAAACAAAAGAAAAAUGGUAUUAUUAUCAUAAAUAUAAAAAUUAUAGAAUGAUAUUAGGUGGAUUGAAGCAAGGGUUUAAAUACGCUAGGAAUACUGGUGGAAUAUGUUUAUGCUUUGGUGGAAUAGAAUAUUCUUUAGAUUAUAUGAGAAAAGAAGAUGAUAUAUUUAACACAACAUUGGCUGGAUUAUCUACAAAUCGUUUGCCAAAGCAAAGUACCAAAUAUGCUUGUAUAAUGGGUACAAGCGUAGGAAUUAUUACAGGUGGUAUACGAGAUUUACUAAAAUAUUAUAACGAAGAAAAUAUUUGGUAUUGGGAUUGGAUAAAGUUUAAUAUAAUAAAGAGAGAUUAA